Messenger RNA from Peronospora belbahrii, 330 nucleotides. Lineage: Eukaryota; Oomycota; Peronosporomycetes; Peronosporales; Peronosporaceae. The record is from the annotation of a GenBank genome assembly.
AUGGGCUCCAUGGGUGGCUUGGUUACCUCUGCACGAGACAUUAUGGAGUGGCUGGUCAAAUGUGCUGCUUGUGUGGGUAAAAGCAGCCAACCGAUGUCUUGGGUCACUCCCCUAAGUCUGCCGGUGGUGCAGCCGUACCGCGGCAAGUCUACAAAAUUGGUGCCCAUGAAGGUACAGCAUGUGCUGAUUGAAGAUAAUGAAAGGCGACAGGAGGAUGACAUUGCAUUUGCAGCCGUGCAUGACAGCUACUGGACGCACGCGUGUUCCGUGGAGAUUAUGAACCGCCGACUGCGCGAAGAAUUACCAAUUGGUUGUCAAGCUUAUCCAUGA